Molecule: messenger RNA, 3028 nt
Organism: Pelobates fuscus (common spadefoot toad)
Lineage: Eukaryota; Metazoa; Chordata; Amphibia; Anura; Pelobatidae
Product: kelch-like ECH-associated protein 1A
Exons: 7
Coding region: 585-2375 (596 amino acids)
Molecular function (GO): protein binding
Source: RefSeq, a predicted model, not a curated record
UUGAACCCACAUCACCCCAAGGCAACAGAGAUAUGUCUCACAAAUGACAGCUUGCAAAUGGAGGAGUAAGAGGUGCUGAGAUCACGUAUAUACACAGUGGGAAGUCAAGGAUCUCGACUUGUGUGUGGAUCUUUGUUUAUUGUCUGACAUCCAGCAAUUUCAAUUAGGAAACUGGAACUAUCUGCAGAAAUGGGGGCGAAUUCAGAUUUUAACGUAGUGUUCUCUACAUGUGUGGUCACCAAACACAAAGUGAUUGGAUCUAUCCUUAUGCUUUUGACUUCUCAAACAAUGUACACUUAGAUGUUGUGAAAUGAAGCUUAAAGAAAGAACAACUCGUGACUGGUCUGAUUUUGUUGGCUCUUACAGUUUUUAACACAAAACUUUUCAGAGCAAGCAUUUGGCCUUGCACAAGAACGAUUUGUCAAUUGCUAACAUAAGACAUUUCACCCUGAUCCUGUCAAUCAAGAAACAAAAAUGAAGAUCUAUUCUGUUUGCCAAAGGAACAUUUGGAUCAUUAACCAAAAGGCAAAAUGAACUAUCAUUACAUGUUUCAUCUGCCAGUUAACUAAAUUCUAAGAUUGAGAAUGUUAUGUCCAAGGAGAAAAAAGCAAGCCAAUAUUAAUGACUCUACGACCAUCGCUGUUCCGUCUAUGAAAGGACAUGGCUACCUGGAUUACACUAUUGAAAACCAUUCUUCCAAGUCCUUUGAAAAAAUGGAUGAGCUCAGAAGGAAUAACCAGCUCUGUGAUGUUCUUAUAAAGGUUUCCCACAAUGGUCAAGUGGAAGAUUUCCAUGUGCAUAGAGUCGUACUUGCUUCAUGCAGCUCCUUUUUCAGGGCCAUGUUCACCAAUAACUUUCGUGAGUGCAAUGCCAGAGAAGUCACUAUCAAAGAUAUUUGCCCAUUUGUGAUGCAACGCUUGAUAGAAUUUGCCUACACUUCCAGGAUCACAGUUGGGGAGAAGUGCGUUUUACAUGUACUCUUGGCAGCCAUGAGGUAUCACAUGGAAGAUGUAGCUAAAGCUUGCAGUGACUUCCUCGUUAAGAACCUAGAUGCUAGCAAUGUCAUUGGAAUUUCCAAUUUUGCAGAGCAGAUUGGGUGCACAGAGCUGUACAAUAAAGGAAGAGAAUAUAUCAGUAUGCAUUUCUGUGAGGUAACAAAGGAAGAAGAAUUUUACAAUUUAACGCAUUGCCAACUAUUAGAUCUGGUCAACCAAGAAAACUUAAAAGUGCUGUGUGAGACAGAGGUUUACAAUGCUUGUCUAAGGUGGAUGCAGUGGGAUUUGUGUAACCGAGCGCAGUAUUUCCAUGUCUUGCUCAAUGCCGUUCGGAUUUAUGCACUGCCAGCAAAAUUUUUAGCAGUACAACUACAGCACUGUCCGAUUCUCAAUAGAGAGAUUUCUUGUAGAGUUUAUCUGUCCAAGAUUUUCCAGGAAAUGUCUCUACAUAAACCUCUUCCCAGUACAAGGCAGCGAGGCACCCAGUUAAUUUAUGUGGCAGGUGGAUACCUCCAGGUCUCGCUCAACUCUAUGAAUGCUCAUAAUCCACAGACUGGAGAAUGGAUCAAACUUUCCAACAUGUUGGGGCCAAGAAGUGGGCUUGGAGCCUGCAUUGUUUUUGGUCUGUUUUACGCAGUUGGCGGGAGGAAUCAUUCUUCCAUUGACAAUACAGAUUCAAAUUCCUUAGAUUGCUUCAAUCCUGUAACAAACCAGUGGACUGCUAGAGCUCCGAUGAAUGUUGCCAGAAAUCGUGUUGGCGUAGCUGCUUUAGAUGGUUCUAUUUAUGCAGUUGGAGGCUCUUGUGGAUCUGAACACCAUAACAGUGUUGAAAGGUAUGAUCCUGACUCUGACACAUGGACAUUUAUUGCCCCCAUGUCUGUUUCACGAAUUGGGGCCGGAGUGACAGCUUGUAGAGGACUUUUGUUUGUAGUUGGUGGAUAUGAUGGGGAAACACGUCUGAACAGUGUUGACUGUUAUAAUCCUGAUUGUGAUGAAUGGCGUCCAGUGGCACCCAUGGAAACCAUCCGAAGUGGGGCAGGUGUGGUCGCUCUGGACAACUAUGUGUUUGCUGUGGGAGGUUAUGAUGGAAACAAUCAGCUGAAUAGUGUAGAGCGCUACAACAUUGACCAGAAUUGCUGGGAGACUGUUACUCCUAUGAGACACAGACGAAGUGCCCAUGGGCUGACGCUGUACCAAGGAAAGAUAUAUGCUAUUGGUGGCUUUAAUUCUGAAGGGUUUCUCUCUUCUAUUGAGUGUUACUUCCCUGAAAGUAAUGAAUGGACGGACUUGGCAGAGAUGCCUGUAGGAUGCAGUGGUAUGGGGGUCGCCGUAACAAUGGAGCCAUGCCAAGAAAAUAUUGAUGAUCCCGAAGAGAUGUGAUAAACAGUAUCAAGCUGUACAGAUCAAACUCCGUGGCAACAUAUUUUGCAUUAAAGCAGUACAGAAAUAAAGCUUGGAUCAUGUUUCGCAAGCUGAUUAGACCUAGGUUUAAUGGUCAUUCCUCAAUCUUUUCUUGACUCCAAAAUUGAUUGCAAGAUCCAUUAUAGAUAUAGGAGUUACCAGUGCAUGCAUGCUUCCCAGCUGUGCCAGAUCAAGCCUAAAAACACUUUUUGACGUCUGUUUUUCCAGGUUUUUUUAAAUUUUUUUUAUCUGUUGUCCCUUUUUUUUGUUCCACGUUAAAAAUGCAACAAGAGUGCAUAACUAAAUAUGUUAAGUGCAGGAAAAGAUAAUUUCAGAAGAUCUCUUCCCAUGAGAGAGGCUUUCAGCUGUACUUUGAACAUAAGUCUAUCUUGCCAGGCUGCCUGUCAACAUCCCCAUUAUGGUCAGACAUGUCACCAAUUUAAUGGAGUUGAGGACAUAUUUAGACACUAAAACCUGCUCUUUAUAUACUAGUAUAAACUGGCAGCACUUUAUUUGCUGGGGAUUGAUUGUGUUAUAUGGAAAACAGCAAUUCCUGUUGUCCUCCCUAUUCAUUCACAUAAUACACAGUUAAGCCUCUUUAUAAACACAUCUCUCCAGUGCCAGGAAAACAA